Cephus cinctus (wheat stem sawfly) is the source of this 2616-nucleotide messenger RNA. It is a transcript of the gene Usp5, whose product is annotated as ubiquitin carboxyl-terminal hydrolase 5. Gene Ontology annotation, biological process: protein deubiquitination. The transcript has 13 exons. The record is from RefSeq and is a predicted model, not a curated record. Gene Ontology annotation, molecular function: cysteine-type deubiquitinase activity; protein binding; zinc ion binding. Bases 130 to 2532 code for a protein of 800 amino acids. NCBI's taxonomy places the organism in Eukaryota, Metazoa, Arthropoda, Insecta, Hymenoptera, Cephidae.
GUUUCUAUAGAUCAGUAUUGUCGAUACGACUCGGCGAUACCUUUUGGUUACGAUCGUGUUUAUUAUUUCUUGCUUAGAUUUUACCCAGGCUAAUUUAACUUUUCAAUUGUAAAUUAUUAGACAAGCACAAUGACUUGCCCUACGUCUUCGUUACGCCCGGACAUAAAAGUCUAUAAAGAUGAGUGUGUGUACUCUUUUGAUAAUCCGGAUUCAGAAACUGGAUUAUAUGUCAGCCUUACAAGUUUUCUUGGACUAGGUCGUGAUCAUGUUGAACGCUAUUCUAAUCUGACUGGAUACCAUGAUUAUCUCCAUAUUAGGCGAACAAGAAAGAAGAUUCCUUCUGAGCAGCAAGGCGAUGGACCAGAGAAAAAGAUCACAAGGUUGGCCAUUGGUACUGAAGGAGGAUUUACUCCUGAUCAACAGAAGUACACUUAUGAGGAAACUUAUUCACUUGUUACGUUGCCAGAGUUUAUGACAAAACCUUAUCCCAGUGAUAAAAUUCCUAAAGAUGUGGCCAAACUCAUCAAGCAAGUUAUUGAAGCAGAAUCUGCUUUAAAAAUAGCAGAAAGGGAAGCACUUUCUGGAACAUGGGAUGGAGAAGUUAGAAUGAUAUCUAAACACGCAGCUAAUCUCCUACAAUUGGAUAAUGGGAAAAAGAUUCCUCCAAGUGGAUGGAAGUGUGAAAAGUGCGAUCUUACGCAAAAUUUAUGGUUAAAUUUAACUGAUGGCUCCAUACUCUGUGGUCGUAAAUUCUAUGACGGUACUGGUGGUAAUGAUCAUGCUGUAGAACACUAUAGAUCUUCUGGCUAUCCUUUGGCUGUGAAACUUGGGACAAUCACGAAGGAAGGAAAGGGAGAUGUAUUCUCAUAUGAUGAGGAUGACAUGGUUGAGGAUCCUAAUCUUAUUGUGCAUCUGGCACAUUGGGGCAUCAAUAUUACCCAAAUGGAGAAGACUGAUAAAUCAAUGAUCGAAUUGGAAUUAGAUCUCAAUCAAAAAUUUGGAGAAUGGGUGGCUCUACAAGAGGCAGCCAGUAAACUUACUCCAUUAUAUGGACCUGGUUAUACAGGUCUCACCAAUCUGGGAAACUCAUGUUAUCUCAACAGUGUCAUGCAAAUGAUCUUUGUAAUCCCGGACUUCAUAAAGAGAUAUGUGAAUGAAGCACCACAGAUUUUUGAAAAAAGUAUAAAGGAUCCCGUCAAUGAUUUUACUACACAAAUGGCGAAACUUGGCUCAGGUUUACUUUCUGGAAAGUAUUCAGUGUCUCCAGAAGAUGAGAAUGAAGGUCGUCAGGGUAUUGCACCUAGAAUGUUUAAAACCUUAAUUGGUCGUGGCCAUCAAGGUUUUUCAUCAACCCGACAGCAAGAUGCUCAAGAAUUUUUCCUUCAUCUCAUAAACAUACUAAAUAGCAACAAUGCACAGAAGACAAAUCCUGCAGAAUGUUUCAAAUUUAAUGUCGAGGAGAGAUAUCAGUGCACUGGAUCCAACAAAGUCAAGUAUACUCAUAGACCAGAAUACUUAAUACCACUUCCAAUACCUUUAAAGGAAGCAGUGAACAAGGAUGAGGUUGCCGCAUAUGAGGCUAAGAAAAAGGAAGCUGAAUCAAAAGGAGAACGGCUGGAUCCUAGCAGCACAGUCAGGCCACGCAUAAAGCUGUCAUCUUGUCUUGAUACAUUUGCUCAGACAGAAGAUGUCGAACAGUUUUACAGUACAGCAUUAAAUGACAAAGUUACAGCACUCAAAACGACGCGUCUAGCCAGUUUCCCAGACUACCUGUUAAUUCAUUUAAAGAAAUUUACCGUAAAGGACGAUUGGACGCCAAUUAAAUUAGAUGUGGCGGUUGAAAUGCCAGAUUUUCUAGACUUGAAUGCUAUACGUGGUUUUGGUUUGCAACCUGGCGAGGAACUGCUCCCAGAAAGUGCUGAUUCUGCACCUCCACCGCCUGUGUAUAACCAGGAGAUACUCGAUCAGUUAACUGAUAUGGGCUUUCCAGUAGAAGCUUGCAAAAGAUCUUUGUUCUUCACAGAGAAUAAAGGCUUGCAAGCUGCUACCAAUUGGCUUAUGGAACAUAUUGUGGACUCCGAUUUCGCAGAUCCGUUCGUACCACCAGGAACCGAUAACAAACCCAAGAAGAGAAAAUUCGUAUUAGACGAUGGCGCUCUGGAGACGUUGACGUCGAUGGGUUUUGAGAUUAAUCAAGCGAGAAGAGCUCUUAGGAAAACAGAUAACAAUGUAGGCCGUGCAACGGAUUUACUUUUUGCUCCAGCAGAUGAGAUGGGAAUGGAUGAGGAAUCCGCGGAAGAGGAGGAGGCGGAGGAGGAAUCGCAAGAUACGUCGUUCAGAGAUGGCCAUGGCCGUUACAAGCUAAUAGGAUUUAUAUCACAUAUGGGUACUUCAACAAUGGUAGGACAUUACGUUUGCCAUUUGCUAAAGGAAAAUCGCUGGGUUAUUUAUAACGACGAGAAAGUUGCAUUGUCUGAAAAUCCGCCAAAGGAGCUAGGAUACAUAUACAUGUAUCAACGCAUAGAAGAGUAAACUUGAUUUGCCCACUGCCUGUUUGUAUAAAAAAAUAUAUUGUAUUACCAUUUAUCAAUAAAAACUAUUGUCAAAGAUCGUUUU